Messenger RNA from Lytechinus pictus (painted urchin), 1188 nucleotides. RefSeq names its product galanin receptor 2b-like. NCBI's taxonomy places the organism in Eukaryota, Metazoa, Echinodermata, Echinoidea, Temnopleuroida, Toxopneustidae. The record is from RefSeq and is a predicted model, not a curated record. Gene Ontology annotation, biological process: neuropeptide signaling pathway. The coding region runs from base 1 to 1188 and encodes 395 amino acids. Gene Ontology annotation, cellular component: plasma membrane. Gene Ontology annotation, molecular function: G protein-coupled peptide receptor activity. The transcript has a single exon.
AUGCUGGCCUUGCGAUAUAUCCUUGCUGCGUUGAUUCGUGCAGUUAUCAUGGCUGUAGGAAUCCCUGGCAAUGCUCUCAUCAUCAUCGUGUACUCGAAGAAGCAGCGGAAGUCGGGUACGGAUGCUUUCAUCUUGGGGCUCGCCAUCACUGAUUUUGUCGCCUGCGUGACUUUCUCUCUCAAAAUCUACUCUUAUGUUUCGACGGAGUUCACCAACGACUUCCUGUGUAAGAUGGUGUUCUUUACGCAGUACUGGACUCAAUUCGUUGGGGUCUUCCUGACAGGAAUCAUCACCAUUGAUCGGUACAUCGCGGUGUGUAAACCCUUGAAGAAGAGACUGUCACCGAGGCAAGCUACCAUCAUUGUGUCGCUUCUAUGUGCCCUUGCCAUGGUCUUCGCCAUACCAGCGUUGGUGUGGACAGGAGUCCAGAAAUUUGGUAGGUUCGCUUCAAAGUGCACCUACAAUUUCUCUGACCUGAGGAUCACCAGGAAUCGCCGUACGUUCACCUGGGUUUUGCAAUACAGCAAUGAUGCCCUCUUCUAUGGAACCCUGGUGAUGAUCAUCUUAAUGUAUAUUAGGAUCUGGUUGACAGUCUACCGUAGGAGCAGAGCAAAGAUUGGAUGCGUCCCUUCUGACAUUACUACCGUUUCUGGUCAGGUAUCUAAAUCAGAGCAAACCGCAGAGACAUCUACUGUAUCUAAACCUGACACAACGGACAAUACAAAUCUUGGUGACUGCAAACCAGAAAAAACAGGAACGUCAACCGACAUCACUCUCCUCAAUGGUUCAAACGACAGGGAUUCCUCUGGAGCAAAUGGAUCGGGUGAAGGAAGCUCUUCUGGAAAGAUACCACUAAAACCCGACCCAAAGCCAAAAGCCAACAGUAAGCCGGGCAAGACACCGAUGCAAGCAAGGGCAAGCAACAAGACCACCAAGAUGAUCUUCAUCAUCACCAUAAUAUUCUUUGUGAGCUGGGUACCAGCCAAGUUAUGGGUCUUCAUCUCAAGUUCCACGUUCAAGACAAACAUAAAUUCAAACCAAGUUAUCUACAAUAUCUUCUAUCUCUCAACGCUCAUGGUUAACAUCAAUCAGGCCGUCAAUCCAUUCGUUUACAGUUUCUGUAAUGAAAACUUUCGAAAGGAAUGUGUGACGCUGAUGAGACACGUCAGGCAGUGCCGACUGUCAUAA